Molecule: messenger RNA, 2241 nt
Organism: Brassica napus (rape)
Lineage: Eukaryota; Viridiplantae; Streptophyta; Magnoliopsida; Brassicales; Brassicaceae
Product: meiosis-specific protein ASY2-like
Exons: 7
Coding region: 1-2241 (746 amino acids)
Source: RefSeq, a predicted model, not a curated record
AUGGCAGCUGAGAUGGACAUCUCGAUGAACGUGAGGGUCUUCGAAGAGUUGACUUUCACGAAAGCGGAGCCAAACGAGAUCUUCUCAGUGAAAAUGCGUUCGAACUACAACGUCUUGACCGGCCAUCCAAAUAAGACGCAUGAUUGGCAACGCGUAUAUUUCUUUGUGAAAUCCGAUGAACAUGCUUUCGAAGAGCCGUCGGGGGACGACUACCGUGGUCUGUGGAACCGGCAACUCGUUCGUCAUCCGAAUGCGAUCGCCUACCCCGAGAAGUUUUUCGAAAGUGCUCAAGCGAUCGCGGCGCAUAGUCAUCUUUUUGAUUGGGAGUCGAGGCUUCCUUGCGUUCUCGGUCCCCGUAAGUCGCGCCUUCCUUUGUUUACUCGCAAACAACAGAGACUUCUCGACAAAGCCAUAGAAAUGGACGGGGUUCCGGACCUAAGCGCUCUGUUAAAAGGGAAGCUGCAACUGCUCACGAAGAAGUCGACUACAGUCGAUCCUCAGGGACCGUCUGACUCCGGAGUCGACGUCACUUCUGAAGGUGGUGGAGCCUCCAGAGAAGAAGCCUCCAGAGAAGGAGCCUCCAGAGAGGAGGGUCCUAUUGCAACCGAUCAGGGGGGGACAGCAGAGACUUCUGCUUCUGGUCCCAAGAAGAAGAAGAAAAAGACCAAGAGGACUAAGGUGAGAGCGACCGACGAGGUUCCUCCCGAAGAGUCUGCUCCCGUCAAUGCGACUUUGACUGACGAGGUUCAUCCCGAAGAGUCUGCUCCCGUCGACGCGACUUCCGAGGGUGGUCACCCGAGGAAGAAAACUAAGAGGUCUGUUGAGGCAGAGCCCCGCCCUUCUACCUCCGACGCGAACGUUGCUGACGCGGCCAUAGUCGACGCUGUUGGGGAAGCCAGCGGUACUCCUGGACCUGAAGGUUUCGUCGCGAGAAGGAGGUGUGCGGAGCUGACGCGUCAAAUUCGUGGUGGGACGAAGGAGAUGCCGCAACUGGAAGACCUUUACUUCAAGAAUGAAUACAUCGACGCUGCUUCCUCGAGAGCGCGGAGUGACGGGAGCAUGAACUUCCUUGUCGAGAAAUACGACAGUGCCCUGAAGCAGACGAUGAUCCAGUUGGGAUCUUCGGAGAAGCUCACUCAAGCAAGAUUGAAGGCCAUUGAGAGGGUGAGGGAUGAGCAUAAAAAGGCUAACGAGAAGGCUGCGAAAGAGAAAGAAGUCCUUCGAGUGAAGUUUGAAGAGCUGGAGGGUAAGCUCAAAUCCGCCGGCGCGGCCAAGAAAGAGCUUGCCCGAGAGAACACCCGUUUGGAGCAAGCGACUGCGACCCUUGAAAAGGAGAAGACAGAGCUACUCGAGGAAAGGGACGCUGCGGUUGAGAAAUUGAUCAGAGAGAGGCAACGCUUGAGAGACUCCCGGGGACUCGAGGUUACUCGUGAGAGGGAAAGGGUCAAAGCUGCUAUGAUCGAGAAGGCAAACGGCUGCUUUGGUCGCGUGCGCGACCAUCUAACUCGCUUCGACGCCUUUGGGAAGGCGAAGAAUCUGUACGGUCAAGCUUCGGGGACGAGGAAGUGCCUCGAGAUGAUAAAGGCAAGUGGGACGGAGAUUCCGCAAGAAAUGAACGACGUUUUUAUCGAGCAGGAGAAACUCUACGAGGCGGAGGCUACGAAGCUUCGUGUAGAUCCGCUGUCUGAUAGCGACCUCACUCUUUCUCCGCUGGUUCUCCCUUCUCGUUUCGUCGAGGACAGGUUUAGAGCGUCGUUUGAUCCUUAUGGAUCGAACGUAGAUUUGAUCGGACCAGGGAUGGUUUCUCAGCUCAUCACCUCACUCGAAAUUACUGAGGAGCCAUCGGAGGAGCCAUUGGUCGAUGUCACAUCGGUCCCGGCCGAGCGCGUCGAGGUCCUGGAGGGAGGUGGUCCUAGUGAACGUACAGGGAACGAGAACCUCGAGGAGGAAGAGGCCGGGCACGUGAGCAUCGAGGAUCCUGUCCUCGUCUCGGAUUCUUCUUCUGAAGGACGAGAAGGCGAAGAGGUGGAAGACGAUAGAGUCGAGGAGACGUCGUCGUUGCAACCCGUCGAGGAAGAGAAGACCGACGAAGUCGGGAAUAGAGAUGUUCCUCCGCCUCCUGCUGUGGACUCUCUUGUCUCUAUUCCUACUCGGGUGGAAGACCCGACUGUUACUGAAGACCCAGUCGGUCCUUCUGCUCUUGGGACGCCGGAGGAGAUCGGUCAAGAUUAUGCGCCUUGA